Messenger RNA from Erigeron canadensis, 1992 nucleotides. Its product is annotated as casein kinase 1-like protein 9. Gene Ontology annotation, molecular function: protein serine/threonine kinase activity; ATP binding. NCBI's taxonomy places the organism in Eukaryota, Viridiplantae, Streptophyta, Magnoliopsida, Asterales, Asteraceae. The record is from RefSeq and is a predicted model, not a curated record. Gene Ontology annotation, biological process: endocytosis; peptidyl-serine phosphorylation; signal transduction. Gene Ontology annotation, cellular component: nucleus; cytoplasm. The transcript is spliced from 14 exons. The coding region runs from base 403 to 1749 and encodes 448 amino acids.
UCUUUAUCAAAAUUAAAACCCCCAAAAUCUGCAUGCAGUUUUUAUACAAUCAAUCAAUGAAACCAUCAAAGUUAAUAAUUAUUCUUUCAGAUCUUAAUCCUUAAGUAAUUAGUUAUUAUUAUCAAUUUAUCAUCAUCAACGCAACCCCAAUUUUAUGUUUCAAAUUAGGGUUUGUCCAGCCAUCUAAAAUAUAAAAUUAAAAAAAGGUUCUUGAUUUAUGUUUUUUAAUCAAGAGUUUUUACAUUUUAGUAUAUAAAGAUUCUUAAUUUGAUUGAAACUAGGGUUUGAUUUUGAUUAAUAUAAGCGGGGUUGAGUUUUUUUACAAACCCUAAUUAGUAUUAGUGUAAUUAUUGCAUAUAUAUAGAUUUAAAUAAUAGAUACAGAUCUGAGUUGAAUUAAAUUAUGGAUCGUGUUGUUGGUAAUAAGUUUAAGCUUGGAAGGAAAAUUGGAAGUGGAUCUUUUGGUGAACUCUUUUUAGGUGUUAAUAUUCAAACUGGGGAAGAAGUUGCUGUUAAGCUGGAACCUUCCAAGACGAAACAUCCUCAACUUCAUUAUGAAUCAAAAAUAUAUAUGAUUCUCCAGGGAGGAACGGGAGUACCUACCCUUAAGUGGUAUGGAGUAGAGGGUGAGUGCAAUGCCAUGGUCAUUGACCUCCUUGGACCAAGCCUGGAAGACCUUUUUAAUUAUUGCAAUAGAAAGUUUUCCUUGAAGACAGUUUUAAUGCUUGCAGAUCAGUUAAUAAAUAGAGUUGAGUACAUGCAUGCAAGAAGCUUUCUUCACCGUGACCUAAAGCCUGACAAUUUUUUAAUGGGCCUGGGCCGCAAAGCAAAUCAGGUGUACAUCAUUGAUUUUGGCCUUGCAAAAAAGUAUAGGGAUCUUCAAAGUCAUAGACACAUACCCUACAGGGAAAACAAGAAUCUCACCGGCACGGCUCGCUAUGCCAGUGUCAACACACACCUUGGAGUUGAACAAAGUAGACGGGAUGAUUUAGAAUCUCUUGGUUAUGUUCUUAUGUAUUUUCUAAGAGGAAGCCUUCCCUGGCAGGGAUUGAAAGCAGGAACUAAGAAACAGAAAUAUGACAGGAUAAGUGAAAAGAAGAUGUUGACUCCAAUAGAGGUGCUCUGCAAAUCAUAUCCUUCAGAGUUCACUUCAUACUUCCAUUAUUGUCGAUCUUUGAGAUUUGAAGACAAACCAGACUAUUCAUAUCUGAAGAGGCUUUUCCGAGACUUGUUUAUCCGUGAAGGCUAUCAGUUUGAUUAUGUCUUUGAUUGGACCAUUUUGAAGUAUCCACAAAUUGGUGCUAGCACUAGAGGAAGAACGCAAAGUGGAAUAGUUGGUCAAAAUGUUGGAACAUCCACAGAUAAACCUCCUGGAAGAACCUCAGCCGGACAAGAUGUUCGUGAGACAAUCUCUAGAAGAAAUCCAUCUGGUGUUGGCCGCCAUGAACUCUCAAGAAAUAGGACUUCAGAGAAUGUACCUUCAUCAAAAGAUGUGCAACCUGACUCAGAAAAAGUUCGAUCUUCACGAAACGGGAGCACGUCAAGACGUGCCUCUUUCCUGAGCAGCAAACCUGGCUCUUCAGCAGAAGCCACAGAUGGUAGAUCAAGCCGAGUCGUGUCAAGCAGUGGGGGCCGCUUAUCUACUACUAAUAGAGGAUAUGAUACCAAACCGUUGGGCUUCUCUGGUACUUCAAAGGGUGGGCGUGACGAUCCUCUCAGGAGCUUUGAAUUCCUCCAAAUCAGGAAGUAAUACGGAUAUAAGGUAGUACAAUAAAUCUAAAAUACCAUGCAAUUUUACAUUAUGUAAAUGGGAAUUUGUGUUUUACACCACAAAUAUAAGAUGGCAUGGCUUAUAAUAUAUGUGACAGUUGUGAUGCUCAUCCAAAGAAUGAGGUUUCCGUGUAUGGGAAUUUUCGUUAUAUGUAUUAGUACCUGAGACUUGGUUACAAGUUUUAAUACUGGUUGCAAUGUUGUAUGUUUUUUCUUACAAAAA